Messenger RNA from Pollicipes pollicipes, 2482 nucleotides. RefSeq names its product calpain-1 catalytic subunit-like. Gene Ontology annotation, biological process: proteolysis. Gene Ontology annotation, cellular component: cytoplasm. Gene Ontology annotation, molecular function: calcium-dependent cysteine-type endopeptidase activity. The record is from RefSeq and is a predicted model, not a curated record. NCBI's taxonomy places the organism in Eukaryota, Metazoa, Arthropoda, Thecostraca, Pollicipedomorpha, Pollicipedidae.
AGCGAGAACUAUGGAUGAGAUCCAACGGACUGAACGGCGGCCCCCACAGACCCGAGGAGAAAAGGUCCACCAUAUCCAGGUACUGGACCAUCGACCGGACCAUCAGCAAGUCGGGUUCAGCCGCCAAGGGCACGUACCAGCACAUACGCCGCUCGUGCCGCGAGCGGGGCCUGCUGUUCGAGGACCCUGACUUCCCGGCCUCCGGUCAGGCGCUGGGCAAGAAGCCACCGCCGCACGGUGUCGUCUGGCUCCGACCGCACGAGAUCGUCGACCGUCCCCGCUUCAUCUCGGACAGCAGCGGUCGGUUUGACGUGGAGCGGGGCGAGCUGGGAGACAUCUGGCUGCUGCAGGCCGUCUCCACGCUGACCUUGACCCCGCGCUUCCUGGACCGGGUCGUGCCGCCGGACCAGUCGUUCGAGCAAGAUUACUGCGGCCUGUUCAGGUUCCGGUUCUGGCACUUCGGCGAGUGGGUGGAGGUGAUGGUGGAUGACCGCCUGCCGACCCACCGCGGCCGCCUGCUGUACGCGCACUCCUCCGACCCGGCCGAGUUCUGGUCCGCCUUGCUCGAGAAGGCCUAUGCCAAGUUCUACGGCUCGUACGAGAGCCUGCACCAGAACUCGACGACGCUGGCCCUGCAAGAUCUGACGGGAGGCAUCGUGCAGAGCUUCAGCCUGCAGCAGCAGGAGACGUACGUCAUCUACCAGGUGCUCAACAGCGCCGUCCCCCGCUCCAGCCUCAUCGUGGCCAGCAUACACAUCGAGCGGGACACGAAGCGGCACCUGCGGCUGCGGAACGGCCUGGUGACCCAGCACGCCUACAGCGUGACCGGCCUGGCGCGGGUCAGAAGCAAGCUGGGGGAGACGCCGCUGGUCAGAUUGCGGAACCCCUGGGGCAAGGGCGAGUGGAACGGGCCCUGGAGCGAGCGGAGCUGGGAGUGGGACAGUCUCAGUGACCGGGACAAGGACCUGCUCAGCGUUCGGGUCGCCAACGAUGGGGAGUUCUGGAUGUCGUUCGAUGACUUCGCCCGCGUGUUCACGCACCUGGACCUGGUGCACAUCGGGCCGGACGACUGGAUGAACGAGAGCUGUCUGCACAGCAAGAAGCCAUGGCGGGCGGUGCUGGCGCGCCGACGCUGGCGGACCGGGCACAACGCCGGCGGCGGCCCCAGCUGUGAGACGGCGGCGCAGAACCCGCAGUUCCACAUCCAGAUCCCGCGCAGUUCGGCCAACAAGUGUCACGUGGUGGUGUCACUGACACAGGAGUACGACACGCUGCCGCCGGACGACGUCAAGAAGAAGCGGCGUCAGCUGGCGGCUAUCGGCUUCUCCGUGUACGGAGUGCCCCACACCUGUCACCGGCUCACCAAGGAGAUCAUGAUCACGAACAAGCCGCUGGACGUGACGGCCUACACGUGCACCCGCGAGACGGCCACCUUCUUCACCCUGCCGCCCGGCGACUACAUCGUGGUGCCGCAGACGGCGCAGCCCAACAGGGACGCCAAGUUCCUCUUCAGAGUCCUGACCGACGAGCAGAGCAACAUCUGGGAGGUGAACGAGGACAACAUGGUGUUCCGGCCCGUCUCCUCGGAUACCAUCGAGGACAGCAUACGAUAUCCCGACUCGCGUCUGAUCCUGGCCAAGCUGGUCGCCAAGUAUCCUCCGGACGUGGACUCGGUGAUCCUGCUGAAGAUUCUAAAGACGCACUGGAAGGGAGGUAGACAAACGUUUCACUCCGACAAGCCGAGCCUGGAGUUGUGCAAGUCGCUGAUCAUGCUGCGCGACUACAGCAUCUCGGGCCGUAUCAGCCUGUUCGAGAUCCCAGCCAUCCUGCUCACGCUCCACUACUGGAGGCUGGCGUUCUUGAAGUACGACAGGAGCCACUCUAACAAGACGUCCAGCUACAACAUGCGACCCAUCCUGUACGAGGCGGGGGUCACCGUGUCAAACAAGGUUCUGGAGUGCCUGAUCCUGAGGUUCACCAAGAGCUGCGUGCUGACGGUGGAGAGCUUCCUCAUCGCCAUGGUGCGGCUGCAUUUAGCGCACGAACGCUACCACAGCAUCGACACCAAGAUGAAGACCAACCCCAUCUCGCUAGAGGAGAUGAUCCUGAUGACCAUCUACUCCUGAUACGGAGCAUGGCAUCAGCAGUAGUCCAUUGGAAAGUCGUGCCUCACGCCGCGUGACUGCACGGUCGGGCCUCACGCCGCGUGACGCCUCCCGCACUGCCGUGCUUUCAGCGCGCAUGCGUGAGUUCUCACGGGUGACUGUCGGAGAUCAUCUUCAGGACGGGUCUACUCAGACCAUCUUAAGGACGGGUCUGCCCAGACCAGCGUCAGGACGGGUCUGCUCAGGCCGGUGUGACAGGCCCCCGCCCACCUCUGAAACGAAGAAGGGGGCUCGUGGGAGGUGUGUGCCCCCGCAGACACGCGGCACGUGCCCUGUACUGGUCUGCACGUGCGUGGACAGGGGGCCGGGGCGCGGCG